AAGUAAGAACAUAUAUGCUAGUUCAAGUACCGAGUCUAGUGGCUGAUCCAUCACCGGAGGAACGAUUGAAUCAAGAAAUCAAAGUUCUAAAGAAAGCAGCAGCAGCCAUGGCCGGCAACUCUUCAAGAGCAGCUGACGAUCAAGUCCACUUAUUUUCAGAAGCUUCCUCAGCACCGGUUCAGUCCGCUUUGUCGACACCAUCGUUUCAACAUCAGCACCAUCACGACUACCGUUUACUGGAUCAUCCAGUCAAUUUUGACCCGGUUGUGGGAUCGUCUUCUUCUUUUUAUCACUACGGAGCCAUGAAUCCCAUCACUGCAUCCGCGUCAGCCGCAGAGCAACAUCAGGAUAACACGUUGAUUCCCGCUGUUGGAAUGGAUGGAUCUGAACAAUAUUAUUACGGUUACCAAGGUGACGAGGCAGGUGAUUCCGGUAACGAAGAAGGGUACUACGCCAACAGCCCGUAUCGUGUUCAGCGUUUUGCGGCCAACAUCCGCGAACGGAAGCGUAUGCUCAGGUUCUUUCGAUGUGACAGCAUCAACUCGGCCUUCGACGAGCUUCGCAUCCACGUCCCAACGUUUCCUUACGAAAAACGGCUUUCGAAAAUCGACACUCUACGGCUGGCCAUAGCCUACAUCGCUCUGCUCAAGGAUGUCAUCAAGUCGGACCAGGAUCCACUCACUUUUGUUGAAAAGUGUAUGCGGGGAGAGAUCAAACCCGAAAGAGGAGCCGAGUGGAAUACUAGCGAUUUGACUGCAAGACUGUCUUGGAUCAAAUGGGAGAAUUUAGGUGUUCGUCCAGGACGCAGGAUUGCUCUAGCUGCGUUAGCGACGGUUUCGGUCGCCCAAGAUAAUCCUUAUUAAUCUGAAUGUCACCAUCAUUUAGAAAUGUUUUACACUAUACUUCAAUCAAUUACUACGUCAGUCUCCCUAGUCACUUGUGAACAAAGAAAGUUCUCCAUUUCAGCAUUUUCUGCCGGAAAUCGUUGAUCUCUCUUGUAUCAUACAGAUGUAACCGAUACGCUGUUAUUUACUUGUUACCGCGUACUUGAUGUAUAAACUUAAUGGAUAUCCAAUUCAAAUAAAAGUUUUCCGUAUGUUUCAA
Daphnia carinata is the source of this 1104-nucleotide messenger RNA. RefSeq lists its product as uncharacterized. Bases 15 to 863 code for a protein of 282 amino acids. Gene Ontology annotation, biological process: regulation of transcription by RNA polymerase II; developmental process. The record is from RefSeq and is a predicted model, not a curated record. NCBI's taxonomy places the organism in Eukaryota, Metazoa, Arthropoda, Branchiopoda, Diplostraca, Daphniidae. The transcript has 4 exons. Gene Ontology annotation, molecular function: RNA polymerase II transcription regulatory region sequence-specific DNA binding; DNA-binding transcription factor activity, RNA polymerase II-specific; protein dimerization activity.